GCUCGUUGCCACGGAGACAGCGCUGUGGAGGCUUCACGCCAUCCACCGCGGCAUCCACGCUCAACUCACCACACGCCCCACCGAGAACGAACCACAUUAUAGUGACCACGAGGAGGUUACCCCAAGGAUGAACUUGACCUUCAGUCUCCAGCACUUUAUAAAAUGUUUGUGCUGACAGUGUUUCAGGAGGGAAGUAGUUCUCCUCAAUCGACACAUUUAGGUCUGAAAAGCAAAAACUUUAUCUUUACUUGAAUACUUUGUGUAGAGGGAACCUAAUUUACUCUUUCGAGUCCCAUGCAAAGAUGGCUGGUGAACUGGAAAUCCCCUGCCCAGUUAACCAAACAUUUUUACAUUGAAACAACUCCGUUAAAUUAAGUUCACUUUGUUACAUGUAUUUUUGAGUAAUAUAAACAAGGGAGGAUUCUUUAAACCUAACAAUAGUAAAAGUAAAUUUUUUGAGUGCAUGUUGGCUAAGUGACUGUAGAUACUGUCUUACAACUGUCAAAUUUUGUGUCUUUUUGGAAAUGUGUUUCCUGUGGUGUGUGUUUCCUGUGUUGAGGAUGAUUGGCGCAACAAUCAGACCAAUGACAUGCACUCUCAGCUUAAGUUCCUCGAACAACUGGACAGACUGGAGAAACAGAGGAGAGAGGAAGAGGAGAGAGAAGCACUCCUCUGCAUCGCCGGGUGUCGCUGUAACAGUGAAGACCCAGAGCAACAACGUCUUAAGCAGAGAGCCAAAGAGAUGCAGCAGUUGGAGUUGGCACAGAUGGAGCACAGAGAUGCAAAUUUGGCAGCGCUGGCGGCUCUGGGGCCCCGUAAGAGGAAAUCUCUGGAGGCUCCCGGCCCAGGGGCCAACCAGGUCCACAUGGGCAGCUUGCGACUCAAAGAGCACCAGUUCGAGUCACUUUGAGAGAUCGGAUUUUAUGCAUGGAGCAAGACCCCACACUCGACACUCAAUCAUGCUAUAUAGAGUUUUUCUAUGCUAGAUACACAAUCAAGCCAAUGAGAUGAGCUGUAUUUCGAGGAGUUUUGUACUAAGUUCUAUAUUGCGUAAUGCUCCAAAAAUGUUAAAAUUAGAAAAUGUUGUGUUCCUAUCCUUUUUUUGAUUUGUAAAUGUUAUUCAGACAGUCUUUUUGUCAUGCUAUAUGUAUUUCACUAACAUAUUGGGUGGUAAGGAAGCACAAAGGAAUUAAA
This is a messenger RNA of Myxocyprinus asiaticus (Chinese sucker), 1194 nucleotides long. Its product is annotated as transcription initiation factor TFIID subunit 4B-like. The coding region runs from base 590 to 910 and encodes 106 amino acids. Gene Ontology annotation, molecular function: RNA polymerase II general transcription initiation factor activity; DNA binding. Gene Ontology annotation, cellular component: transcription factor TFIID complex. The record is from RefSeq and is a predicted model, not a curated record. Gene Ontology annotation, biological process: transcription initiation at RNA polymerase II promoter. The transcript has 4 exons. Lineage: Eukaryota; Metazoa; Chordata; Actinopteri; Cypriniformes; Catostomidae.